Adineta ricciae is the source of this 2322-nucleotide messenger RNA. The record is from the annotation of a GenBank genome assembly. NCBI's taxonomy places the organism in Eukaryota, Metazoa, Rotifera, Eurotatoria, Adinetida, Adinetidae.
AUGGCUCAUCCACCAUAUAAUAUAGAUGAUCUACUUACCCCAAAUAGUUCGUUGACAAAUGUGACAAGUUUACCAAACGGUGAUACAACACGUUCAUUACUUGCUGGUCAUGAUGGUUUAACAACAAAUAUUAAUAACACGACUCACACACUCUCUCCAUCAGCAAGUGUAAACAAUACAUUACCGACGAUUGACCCUUUGCAUGCUUUAUUACUCGGUAAUACAACUGCAUUCGAUGCGGUAACCACUCAACAACCAGAACGUUGCGCACAUAUUUCACCUUCUCAACAACAAGUAAACGCGAUUAAUCCUGCCACUCAAAUCAAUGACCUAUUUCAAAUCAAAGCAACUACGGAGAAAGAUUCUUCGUCGUUACUUAUCAAUGACAUUUCACAAUCACCGUUCGAUCAAGAUGACAAAGAAGUCGCGGAAAGUAUGUCAUGUUCGGCUAAUUAUCCACUUCAAUUCGAAGCGAUACCGGAUGAUGAAGAUGAUAACGACGGGGGUGACGCUGUCUUCAUGCCAAUUAAAUCAAAUGAUGACGAUGAACCCAUGAACGAUAAUCAAGAUCCGCUUUUAUUACCGUCGACAUAUGGAGAUAAUUCAUUGUGGUCGAAAUCAUGUCAUUCAAAUGGAGCCAGUCCGAUGAAGGGAUUGAAAACAUCAGGUCGACAAGUCAUCGAUGAUUUCAGUGAUCCAACUGAAACCAGUGAUAAAGAUGAUGACUCGACCGCUGAUGAAGAAGAUCUCUUGCAUUCUCGUAUCAAACGACGCACAGGACGGUCACCAAAUAGCUCUCAAAUUCCACUAAACAUUGAUGCCUUGCAUGCCAUUCGUGAACUGACUCAUCAAUUGAAUGAAUAUCGCACACACGGUGUACAUUUAGCAGCUGAAUCUCUUUCACAGGCAACAUUCCAGUCUGAAUAUGACGAAAAACUCGAACGAUGUUGUCAACGUCUCGAGCAAUUAACAACUAAAGUUGACCGAUUGAUCAGUUUCGAACAAACCGGCGUUGUCUCUCGACCAAAUCGUCCGAGUCCCAAUACGGCACAAAUGGAUAUUAUCGCAACGAACGAACCUCACGUCACUCUAGCCGAUGCACACUAUGAUCGAUUAGAAGCUAUGCUUAUCGAAAAAAUCGAAACAUAUGUGCAAGGCGCAAUGAAAUCCGUUUUUGAGCCAUAUCGAGACUUGAAGGAUAAUUUGCAUAAAGAUCUGACGGCGAAGCUAUUAGCAACUGAUACAGUGAUAAAACAAACCAUAACACAAAUAUUUCGUUCCAAAACAAUGAUCGAUUCAUUGAGCCAUGCCGUAGCCAAUGCUAUUCAAGCCACAAUGAUCUCAUCGUAUCGUGAUACAUUUAAUCAAAUAGUUAUUCCAUCAUUUGAAAAAGCAGCAACGAAUAUGUUUCAACAGACAAAUGAAGUCUUUAAACGUGGAACUAAAGAAUAUUUACAAGAAAUGAUCGAAUACGGCCGUCAACAGCAACGUUCGUUGAUUCAACAGCGUGAACAAAUGAUGGCAGAAAUUCGAAAAGAAUCCACCCAACUAUUAAAAGAAUUCGAAAAGAAAAAUCAAGAAUUAACAGCUACUCUCAAAACUGAAGUUAUUCAAUAUAUGACAACCAAUUUAACCCCUCUAAUUCAUGAAACUAUGCAAACAAUAAUCCGUGACGAAAUGAACGUUGUUCUACGUGAAUUAUUAAUUACGCAAAAGAAUGAAAUCAACGCUCUAAUUAUUCAACAUCUCCGACAACAAUCAGCUACACCUAAACUACCAGCAACAACAACAACAGUCGCUAGUCGAACAACAACUCCUUUACCUGCUGUGGCUUCGUCUAAUCCAACAACAAUUGAUACUAAGCAACAAACUGUUUUGAAGCUUGUCCGUGCAGGUCAAUUGAAUCAGGCAUUCGAAUAUGUUUUAACAGCUUCGGAUCUCAAUCUUGUCUUAUAUCUUUGCGAAAAUGUUCGUCCAGCAGAAUUAUUUUCUAUUCAGCCCUGUCCAUUGCAAAUCCCCGUAAUUCUUUCCUUGAUUCAACAAUUAGCAGCUGAUUUAACUACUCAUCAGGAACUUAAAUACAGUUAUUUACAUGAAGCUUUGGUUUGUCUUGAUCUAUCACAUCCGAGCGUACGAGAUUAUCUCUACAAUGUCUUGGCAGACUUGAAUAAAAAGUUAUAUGCACAUAUUCAAACCAAUCCAACAGCGCCCAUGUCAAAACGAUUUCAAUUAUUAUACAUGGCAAGUCAAGGUUUAGUACAAAAAAUCGUUCAGCAACGAACCACACCUGCCAAUCAAAUCCUUUCAUCCACGUUAAAAUAA